Molecule: messenger RNA, 3438 nt
Organism: Drosophila erecta
Lineage: Eukaryota; Metazoa; Arthropoda; Insecta; Diptera; Drosophilidae
Product: dystrobrevin beta
Exons: 8
Coding region: 594-3044 (816 amino acids)
Biological process (GO): synaptic signaling
Cellular component (GO): plasma membrane; synapse
Molecular function (GO): zinc ion binding
Source: RefSeq, a predicted model, not a curated record
CACCAGCGUCUGGUAACACUGUGCAACGUUUUUGUUGUUACUGGCUUGUGGGUGUCGAAGCAGUGUCGCGGCGCAAUGUUGGAAGUGGUUUUUGGGUAAACAAAAUCCGUUGAUAAGAUAUUCGCAGGGAGCUAAUCGCGAGUCGCGCGUCGUAUUUACCGUUGGCAAGCCAGAAAAAAGUUCAGCAUAGAUUGCGGCUUAAAGCCAGGCUUCAAUUCCUGUGAGCGCGCGCGUGUGUGUGUGCGUUUGUGCCAUCGGUGUGUAUGUGUUUUGAGCCCAUAAGCGUAGCCCGAAAAAAUAAGUUUUCCUGUUACCAUAUUUUUUACCAAAGGCCAAAAGGGCGCAGCAUCUUCGCUCUCUAUCUCUCCGCUGUAUCGCUCUCUCGUCCGCUAACGCGAGUUUUGCAACUCCGUUUACCGUUUAUUGUGUGUAAACAGCAGGUGAAAAUAAAACGCGAUAAGUGCGGAGAAAUAGGAGAAGGAGGAGAAAGAGCAUUAAGAAGAAGCAGCAACUCCGCGCAGCCCAACAAAAAGUGACGCAUUAAAAAGGUUGCUAAUUACAAAAGGCGAGUCGGUGCAGCAUAGUAUCCAGGAAUGGAGCUGGAGCCGCGAGUGGCCAUACUGCAGGACUUGCGCCUGCAGACCUUCGACUCCAUUCGAUUCGCCUCCUACCGCACCGCCUCCAAGCUGCGCUAUAUACAGAAGUCCACAAAUCUGCAUUUGGUGGACAUAUGGAAUGUGAUCGAGGCCUUCCGCGAGAAUGGUCUGAAUACCCUGGAGCCGCAGAGCGAGGUGAGCGUGGCCAGGCUGGAAACCCUGGUCUCCUCCCUCUACCAUAACCUCAACAAGCGCCUGCCCACCGCUCAGCAGGUGCCCGUGGACUCGAAGGCGGGUCUGCUGCUCAACUGGCUGUUGGCUGCGUACACAAGUGAUAACUCGGGCAAGAUUCGCGUUUUCUCCAUCAAAGUGGCCCUGGCCACUAUGUGCUCUGGCAAACUGGUGGACAAACUGAGAUACAUAUUCUCGCAGAUCUCGGAUGGCGCUGGACAGAUGGUGGCCUGGAAGCUGGGCGAGUUCCUGCGCGAAGUGCUGGCCCUGCCGGCGGCCGUGUACGAGUCGCCCACAUUCCACUACAAGGAGGGGCUCGAGGAGGAGAUCUUCCCGGCCGAGAACAAGGUGACGGUGAACGACUUUAUGGCCACGCUGAUGUCCGAGCCGGGGCCGUCCUGCCUCGUCUGGCUGCCGCUGGUGCACCGGCUGGCCACCGUGGAGACCAUUGUGCAUCCGACUGUCUGCUCUGUUUGCCACAAGGAAAACUUCACCGGGUUUCGUUAUCGCUGUCAGCGGUGUCACGCCUACCAGUUGUGUCAGGAGUGCUUCUGGCACGGCAAGACAUCGCUGAACCACCAGAACGAUCACGAGGUCAAGGAGUACUCGAGCUACAAGUCGCCUAGCAAACAGAUCGGUCACUCGCUGCGCAAGAGCUUCCGCUGUGUGCCCGAGAAGACGGUGCAGGUGCUCCCCCGCUUCCCCGACCAGCCGGAGAAGACGCUCAACCUGUCGCACAUCGUGCCGCCCUCGCCGCUGCCCUCGCACAACGGCUUCUCGGACCCCUCGGGCCUCGUACAUGGCCACCACGGCCAACAUCCGGGUCUUCCGGGCCAGCACGGCCUUUUCGAUCGCUCCAGCACGCUCGAUUCGCGGGCCACAGGCCGCAGUCUGGACAGCGCCAGCGGCACUGCCGGCACAACCAUGUCUCGCGUUGCCGCCGCAUCUGCCAACGACGAGGAGCACCGCCUGAUUGCCCGCUAUGCCGCCAGAUUGGCCCAGGAAAACCGAGCGCCAUCCAACUUGCCCGACAAUGCCACACCAAUUGGCACAGAUAACUCGCGAGCUCAACGCGAGCUAAUUGCCCAACUGGAGUCCAAGAACAAGGAGAUAAUGCGGGAGAUAGCGCGCUUGAGGCGUCAGCAGGAGACGGAGCAGAUGGCCCCAGAGAAUCCGGCGCUAAUCAAUGAACUGCGUGCUCUUAGGCAGCGGAAAGGAGAACUUGAAGGCCACCUGGGUGCCCUGCAGGAUUCGCGACGACAGCUAAUGGAGCAACUGGAGGGGCUGAUGCGAAUGCUGAAGAACCAGCAGACAGCAUCGCCUCGCUCUACGCCCAACUCGAGUCCUCGUUCCGGCAAAUCCCCACCAAUGCCCGGAGGAGCUGGUAUCCUGGGCACCUCCCCCAUGAGUGCGCUACACGCGCAGCAGAUGCAGCAACAUCCGAUGGCAGGGGGAGUCCGAGCCAGCCAGCAGCAACUCAUCCAACAGCAGCAGCAGGCUCAUGGCCACGGGCCAUUCAGCCAGAGUCAGCUGGAGCAGCUCAACCAGAUUAGCAGCGAUAUGCGGAGCGCCUUCGCAGCCAACGGAAGUGCAACGCCACCGCCAAUGCGCACCACCACUGCCACUGCCACUGCCAAUGUCAGUGCCAUUCCCAGCCUCAAUCCGAUUCCGAAUCAGAAUCCGAAUCUGAAUCCCGACGCGGAGCUCAAUGAGGCUGCCGAUCACCUAACGUCGGCCAUUUCCCACAUGGUCAGCGACCUGAACGCAGGACGGGGAAGGGCUCAUCAGGGUCUCCAGCCGGCGAGCUCCCUGCCGCAGGCUCGCUUCAUCAUGCCACUGGAAUUCCGACACAUCGAGGGUGGCGAGUCCGAGGACUCGAGUCAGUGCGAGUGCAACGAUUGCGAGUGCGGGGAGUACGAGGAGGUGUUCCGCACCGACGAGGAUCUCGAGUGCGAGGGAGCUGCAGCUCCAUUUGGGGAUCCAUACACCAGGUACCCUAGUACCGGCGUUCAGGAGGAGGACCACUUUGAUUACACUUUCGGGCAGGGCGAGGAGCUGUCCCAGGUGAACCGUAUCCUGGGCUACCGGAACCAUCCGGAACUGUUUAUCGACGAUGACCAGGCCGGUUUCCCGGCGCUGCACGAGAUCGGUGAGACAAUCGAUGAACUACAGCUGAUCAUGCACGCUUAUAUCAUGAAGUAUAGUCUGAAUUUAUAAAGUGUUCGUCGUAGGUUAUAUACUCUGCGAUCAGGUAAAAUAUGCAAAAUCUACUGCCUCUACAGUAUAGACCAUCUUAGCUCGCUCGACUCACGAAUUUCCACUCCACCUCAGGUAGUUUCAAGUCGGGGCUCUAUCUAUAGUUAUUUCUAUAGUUCUACUACAUAGCUCAUCAACAUUGCUGCACCACUCUCAACCGUCUCUCUAUAUCAAUCUCAGUCAGCUCAUCCUAGUUAGUCUCUAGAUUUGAUUCACGUUGGCUGCUUGACUCAAAAGGAUUCGAAUAAAUUGUCUGAUUUUGAUUUGAGCCUGAUACAGAUAAUACAUAUGCUCACUGCAAACUUGAUCAAUUUCAGAUUUCGACGAAUCUCAAUCGUAUAACCAAGAGUGGAAU